UGGGGGCAAGGCCCGCUAGCCCGCUAGCGAGUAAGAUCAUGUGACGUGGUGAAGGUGAAGAUGGCGUGAGCAAGUAGGGGGUAAAGAGAGGAGUGGAGGUAUGUGCUAGUGAUUGGACAGGUGUCAUGAGCGCUAGUCGGAUGGCGGUCAUGCUGGUGGUGAAGGUGAAGGUGAUGGUAGUACGAACCGAGCGGUGGGCUCCGCGACUUCAGGUAUAAAACAUCCUUCCGCGAUACCCUCGGUCAGACCGAUACCCUCGAGAACGACGCUACAAACAUGAAGGGAUCUAACGUACUCCGAGCGUCCAAGGACAGCAUGAUGAGAUUCGAUCCGUCCACCUUCCUUACGGUUCGCGUUGGGGAAGCGCCCAAUGACGAGAACUUCUUGCUACACGAAGGUAUCAUCUGUUCCCGAUCGGAGUUCUUUCGCCGAGCCAUGAACGGAAACUGGAUCGAGAAGGAGGAGCGACUCGUCAAGUUACCAAGAGACAAGCCAGAGCUCUUCAGCAUCUACGUCAACCUAGUGUACACAAAUAAACUGACCACGACACCCAAGACUUCAGCCGGAAAGGCACCGAGCGUAGCUGCAAUCGGACAGGAAUAUCAGACUAUGUGUGAGCUCUACGUUCUAUGCGAGAAGCUGCAGGACACUUCGGCCAAGGACGCUACCGUAACGGCUAUCCUUUCCAUGAUUCACGUCAGACACAAUAGGGGAGGAUACCGCGGGCCUCCGCCGCGUGCAGUGCGGACUAUCUAUGAGGGCACCACCAGCAAUAGCCCAGCCAGGCGUCUUAUGGUGGAUUUGUGGACUUCAGUCACUGCUUCCACUUUGGCCAAAGUAGCUGGCUCUCUUCCGCACGAGUUCAUUGUCGAUAUCGCCACUACUUUGCUUAAUGAACGGACCGAAGGAAAACAGAACACUGCGAAGAAUUCCAAUGGCACUAAGUAUCUAGAGAGCAUGCAGGAAGGCAACAGUACCGGGUAUUAAGCCUGGGCUAAUGUCAGACACUAUGAAGAAUUUGACACGAGAGACUGGACGCUUCAUGGUCAGGAG
Molecule: messenger RNA, 1053 nt
Organism: Trematosphaeria pertusa
Lineage: Eukaryota; Fungi; Ascomycota; Dothideomycetes; Pleosporales; Trematosphaeriaceae
Exons: 2
Coding region: 277-987 (236 amino acids)
Molecular function (GO): protein binding
Source: RefSeq, a predicted model, not a curated record